UUGUUCCUCCUUCAAAACAAAACUCCUAGGUUUAGUUUUGCGUCAUCAAGACAUCAAGUUCAACGCCAUUUUUCUACCUAAAUUGCUUCAUUGAGACCACAAGAGGUCGGUUCGCUCUGCUUAUCGCAAAUCUUGCCAGGGCUAAGAUUGCGGUGCUUUGGAUGCUUGAAAAAGCUGAUUUCAUCUCAAGUCAAGUAUUUGCAUUGGAUAACGAGUAAAUCGAAAAAAGUUGUGGUGUACAUAGAAAUGUCUGCUUCAUUGACAACUUCAAAGAGGCAAAACGAUGGCAACGUUUCGGAGCCGGAUGGGAAGGGAAAGUUGCAGAAGUCAAACGGUUCGUUUUCACAGAAUAAACCUUUGAAAUCUUCUCCUAGCUGUUCCGAGUUUCGUGUACUGUGUCCGUCAUCGAAGACUGAUAGUGCCAUUGGAAAAGAUGGAUUGAUCAUAUCAAAAAUUAGGGAAGAAACUGGUGCAACAGUCGGAGUUAAGGAAACUAUUCCUGGUUGUGAUGAGGUAGUUAUUACCAUUUGUUUUGAUAAAGAAAAUGAAGCUCCUACAGAGCAGAGUAAGGAGGGUGAUGGUAAAGAGGAAAAUGUGGAUGAAAAACAUGAUGAAACAAAGGAAAAGGGAGAGAAUGCUGAUGAUAAGGAAUCUGUUGCUGUCGAAAAUUCGAAAUCUGAAAAUGUGGUUCCAUCUGCAUCAUUGCAGAUGGCUCUGAUGCUCUUUUUUGACAAAAUGGUUGAGGGGAAAACGGACACAGAUGGUGGGGAUGGAGAAAGAAAAAAGUCUUCAAUUAUGGUUUUGAGGUUACUUGUGCUUUCAACUCAAGUGGGAUGCAUUUUAGGAAAGGGUGGCAGUGUGAUCAAGCAAAUGGCGUUGGAAAGCGGGGCACAGAUUCGGAUUCUUCCCAGGGACAAACUUCCUCCGUGUGCGUCAGUUGUGGAUGAAUUAGUUCAGAUUACAGGGGAAGUUCAUGCAGUUAGAAAAGCUCUUCAAGCCAUCUCACUGCAGCUUUUGGGAAUUCGUGGACGUGAAUCUUUCCCUGCUAAUCGUACAGGGCCAUCAUCGCAGUCACAGGGUCAACCUCAUCCCAGACCUGAAGCAUUCCCAUCAGUUACUGCUCCCCCCUUGAUCCCUAAAUUUCACGAAGGUGGUAUCCAUGGUCGAAUGAGGCCUUCACAAGAAAUAUUGACCUUUCGCUUAUUAUGUCACGCUGAUAGAGUAGGUGGUAUAAUUGGAAAGGGUGGAACAAUAAUAAAGACAGUUCAGCCGGACACUGGUUGUGAGAUUAAAGUUAUGGAAGGCACGUCUGAUUCUGAGGAUCGUGUUAUUGUUGUAUCUGGUCCUGUGCAUCCAAAUGAUAGGAUAUCAGCUGUGCAAGAUGCAGUUCUUCGUGUGCAAAAUAGAAUAGUCUGGGCUGUACCUGAUAGCAAGGAGCAAAGUGUGACAGCGAGACUUCUUGUUUCCUCUAGUCAGAUUGGUUGUCUUCUUGGCAAGGGCGGUUCAGUCAUAGCUGAAAUGAGGAAGUUAUCUAGGGCGCAUAUCCGUGUAUUGGGGAAGGAUCAAAUUCCGAAGUGUGCUUCAGAAGAUGAAGAAGUGGUUCAGAUAAAUGGUGAAUUUGAAGCAGUUCAAGAUGCUUUGGUACAAAUCACCACCAGGUUGCAACAUCAUUUUUUCCGUGAUGCAUUCCCUUCCAUGAAUUAUCCCACUCCUGCAUUUUUGGAUCCGCCUCCAUUCCUACCGUUUUUAGGAAGGAGGGAACCCUCACCGCCGGGAAUGUAUCCACAUUUUGGGCCUCCUUUUCACAAGUUCAAUGACAUCGGUGUCCUCCCUCCGCAUGGUGGUUUUCACCCUCAUGAUGACCGUCCCCCUUUUAUGCAUGGUAUCCAUAGAUUCGGUGGCCCCACUCAUAUAUCUGAAAGAAGACAUUGGGGUCCUCAGGGAUUUCUUGAAGGUGGCGGUCCUGGCUUGCCAGACUUUGCUGAAGUUCCACAAAGAAGGGCCCCUGGAUUUGUAGGAGGCAACCAACCACCCAUAAUUAGUAGCACCACUGUUGAAGUUGUAGUUCCUCGUUCAGUUGUUCCUGCAAUUUAUGGAGAAGAUGGUGAAUGUUUGAAACAAAUUCGUCAGAUUUCUGAUGCAAAAAUUACAAUAACGGAACCUAAACCUGGAGCGGUGGAAACUGUGAUAAUCAUAGCUGGAACACCCGAACAAACUAAUGCGGCACAAAGUCUGAUUCAGGCAUUUGUGAUGAGUGAGACUGAGUCUACCUGAUAUUUUUCAAUUCAGGUAAUACUUGUGUAACUAUUUCCCUUAGGGCAUUUAGAAUGGGGCAUAUUUAAUUUAAGUGCCUUGUAGCACACAAUGUAGCUUGUGUCGCAAUACUGGUGUUAUGAGUUUUUCCAGGUCACUUUAAGAGGUAAAUCCUCUACUUUGUUAACUUUCUGUUUAAAAGAUCUCGUUUUUAACUU
Messenger RNA from Morus notabilis, 2471 nucleotides. Its product is annotated as KH domain-containing protein HEN4. Gene Ontology annotation, molecular function: mRNA binding. The transcript has 9 exons. Gene Ontology annotation, cellular component: cytoplasm; nucleus. Bases 247 to 2274 code for a protein of 675 amino acids. The record is from RefSeq and is a predicted model, not a curated record. Gene Ontology annotation, biological process: regulation of gene expression. Lineage: Eukaryota; Viridiplantae; Streptophyta; Magnoliopsida; Rosales; Moraceae.